GCCUUCCGACGUAGUCAUGCGCGGGCCGCGUACGCCAUAACAUCGACCGAACAAAUUAGAGUUGUAUUAAACGCGCGAGAGCGACCGCCGCGCUCACAGCUAUAUAAGUAUACGCCCUAGACACCGCUGGGACUCGCUAGUUCGCUCCAUGUGUCAGUUCGCGAUCGCGCUCGGCGGCCACGCGGCGCUGCUCUGCAGCUAAUCACGAGGUUUAUGCACCAGCCCGCUCCAGACAUCAUCGAGGCCCGCACCAGUCACCAUGUCGCCAAGUAGGAUGCUGCCGUUGGAAGUCAAAUGACAAUAACUAGACUAAAGGAGCGCUCAUGAGGCAGUCUUGCCACCGUCUGCUAGAGCACCAACAAGCGGGCGGGGAGGAACCCCCCCUUUACUCUCCCAUCGACCAAAUUUCAGUGGUACCUGAUCAUGAGGCCCGGGAGGCCGGAGGCAAGCUGACACGAUAUGCGACGACGGAGGAAGACGAAGCCACUCUCAGGGAGCUUCUACUUAGUACUGAUGUCACGUUGUUUUGUGGCAGUCUGCAGCGACAGGUCAGCGUGAUGAGCAUGAAUCUGUCAGCCAAGUUGGACGACCUGCAGAGGGGGGACAAGCAGCUGGAGACGACGGUGGCCCUCUGUGAGAUCCGCACGCAGCUACAAGAACUGACCAAGAGCGUGGAGUCAUGUCAGAGUGAAGUCUCAGAGGUGAAGCGUGACAUGGUCGCCAUCAAGCAAGAGCUGGACACAGUACAGCAGGUCAAGGAGGAGAUAGAGGAGCUGAGGGAGUACGUAGACCGGCUGGAGGAACACUCGCAGAGGCGGAAACUUCGGUUGCUGGAGCAGGGCCUCACUUUCUUUUUAUCCUACGCCAUAUUAGCGGCGGUGCUUGGGAUGCUGCAGUUCGGAUACAACACUGGUGUCAUCAACGCUCCUGGCAAAAACAUCGCUAACUUCAUGAAAGACGUGUACAAAAACCGGUACGGCAUGGACCUCCACGAUGACACGGUCAACCGGCUCUACUCCAUCGCAGUCAGCAUCUUCGCGAUCGGCGGCAUGCUCGGCGGGUUCUCUGGUGGCAUGAUCGCUAACCGGUUUGGCAGAAAAGGCGGUUUAUUGCUGAACAACAUCCUGGGCAUCAGCGGCGCUAGUCUGAUGGGCUUCACUAAAAUCUCACACUGCUACGAACUUCUCAUCUUCGGCCGGUUCAUCAUUGGAGUCAACUGCGGACUAAACACAUCACUAGUGCCAAUGUACAUAUCGGAGAUCGCGCCGUUGAACUUGCGUGGGGGAUUGGGGACCGUGAACCAGCUAGCUGUGACGGUGGGCUUGCUGCUGUCUCAGGUGUUGGGCAUCGAGCAGAUACUGGGCACUGACGAGGGAUGGCCCAUCUUACUAGGCUUAGCGAUCUGCCCAGCGAUUUUGCAACUGAUCCUACUGCCCGCAUGCCCUGAGUCGCCUCGGUACUUGCUCAUCACUCGGCAAUGGGAGGAAGAGGCACGUCGGGCGCUGCGGAGACUGAGAGCUAGCAACCAGGUGGAAGAAGAUAUCGAAGAGAUGAGGGCUGAAGAGCGGGCUCAACAAGCGGAGGCGUCCAUCUCGAUGAGGGAGCUGCUGUGUUCACCGACCCUGCGUGCGCCGCUGCUCAUUGGCGUCGUAAUGCAACUAUCCCAACAACUUAGCGGCAUCAAUGCGGUUUUCUACUACUCAACGAUCCUGUUCACGUCAUCUGGACUAACUGACGAGUCUGCCAAGUUCGCGACCAUGGGGAUCGGUGCUAUCAUGGUGGGGAUGACCCUGGUGUCGCUCCCCCUAAUGGACCGCACCGGACGUCGCACCCUACACCUGUAUGGCUUGGGGGGAAUGUUCAUAUUCUCAAUCUUCAUCACCAUUUCUUUUCUGAUAAAGGAGUUCUUCGGUUAUGUGCAGGAGAUGAUCGACUGGAUGAGCUACCUGUCCGUGGUGUCGACGCUGAGUUUCGUGGUCUUCUUCGCGGUGGGCCCCGGGUCCAUCCCCUGGCUAAUCACAGCUGAGCUCUUCUCGCAAGGCCCGCGUCCCAGCGCUAUGGCCAUAGCCGUUUUAGUUAAUUGGAUGGCCAAUUUUGUCGUCGGGAUAGGCUUCCCUAGCAUGAAGGCACUGCUGGAAAACUAUACAUUCCUGCCUUUUAGUGUAUUCCUUGCAAUUUUUUGGAUAUUUACGUAUAAAAAAGUUCCUGAAACGAAAAAUAAGACCUUUGAAGAGAUCUUGGCUCUAUUCCGAAAUUCCAACGGAAGGGACAGUUUUCGCGACAGCCGUUUGUAUGGAAGCAUGAUGAACUGCGUGAAUGCGUUGGAGCAGCAACUGCCCCCGCCACCACCACCGGCGCCGGUCGACGAGAAACACGAUUCAUUGUCAGAACAGUCGUCGGGUGGAGGAGAUGCGGGUCGGCCGCCGCCGCCACUGCCGCCCCCGAGGUUCCCGGCCCCGGGCAACGUCUGACAAUGGGAGACUGCGCGUGCGCCUCUCGUGAGGCCCCUCAAGGCCGCCGCCAGCUUCUUGUUUCAUGGACUGAAGCGACAAGCCGCGGGGCGCGCCUCUAUCACUACCACACAACAAAUGUUCUAAAUUGAUGUGAUUAGGUUAAUAACGAAUAGUAUAUAAGUCACGGCGUAAAUUUAAUAUAGCUCUUUAGUCUGUCAUUUUAUGAUAUAAUUUAUGAAUGCAUAGGUACCUUGUAAAGUGCCACGAUACUUGUACCCAUUUUAAUUAGGUCUUCAUCAAACUUUAUGAGGAUGACAAUGACUGUCGGCGCGGUACCAUCGCGGGGUGAUCUAUACUUUAACGGUCUACAGAAUCUAGCUUCUGAUAUUUAUAUUAAAGUUAACUGAUAGGUAAGUAUGUUCGACAAAAGAAUAUUCAUAAUUAAAAAGCAGUAGAUUUUUAUCAACUACAUUACAUUAUAGUGGUGGAUGCCUUUGUGAAUUCUGAUUUAGGACGCGCGAGAAUGUCCGGCGCAAAAUGCGCACGGAUGAAAUGCCAACUACCUAAUCUACGUAGAAAAUUAUGGAUGGUUAUAAAACGGGGUGAAUCUGAAUACAUGAAUACAUAAAAGUAAUGGUAAUGAACGUAAGGUCACUAACGUGUAUAAAAAUACAAUGUACUUACAUGCUGUGACUAAAUUUGUAUUGUUGAUUUUUAUAUAAUAUGGUCAUUAUUAUUUUACGAAAGUUUUAGUCUCAAUUAAUUGUUGUUAAACAUAUUAAUAAAGUCAUAUCUAAAAUUACCGAUAUUCUACAUAAAUACCGUUGCAUUUGUAGACGUGAUUUUAAUUGAAAACGUGGGAAUUGAUAAUAUACGUUAUAUUAAUUAAUUCGGAGCAACACAUAGUCAUAAUACACAUGAUAAACACGCAUGUUUUUGUUAUUGUGAUUUGUUUGCGUUUAGGUAAUUUAUUUAUAGGAUUAAGUGAUAAUACAAAAAUAAUGUCUUUUUAAUUGACGGCGACAACAGAAUAGAAUAUGGUAAGUUAUACAAUUUUGUGAAGACUUUUAAGGAGAAAAGUAAAGCUUUUAACUUAUACGCCCUAGAUGACGAACAAAAGUUUAAUUAAAGAAAAUAUUAGUUAGGGUUCUGUAGUUACUACAGGGUGUAGUCAAUUUGUUCGUCCAUGCAUCUCUAACUCUGCUCAAUUCAAUAUUAAGACUAAUGCAUACGGUUUUUAGUAUUUCGUGAUCGGUGCAGUUUGCACGGCCUAAUAUAUUAAUGAGGACACGAGUGUCCCACGCGGCGACUGAAUAAUAUCAUUUAAUGUUAUAUUUAUAGCUCAAAUAUUGGUAUGGAUUGUGAAAUUUAUGUACUUAACAAUCGUCGCUCUUGAUGUAUUAUAUAUUAUACAUUGUGAGCUCGAUCCGUAUUAUUUAAAUAGAAAGGUGUUUCGUUAUUACUGGACAUCGGAUUAUAUGCAUUAGGUACAAUGGUUAGGUACAUGUAAUUUUUUACGAGUUUUUUUGCACAUUCAAAAACAAUUGCAUCAAUAGUGCGAUAUUUCAAUAUCGACUUUAACAGCGUAAAACAACAUGUUUCCACAGGGUGAAGCUAAAGAAUAUUAUUCAGUAAAGAUACAUACAAAAAAACAGAAACCUAAAAAAACAUUACUGAGUCACUCGAACCCAAAGCCAGUUUGGACAGUUUCUCAAGAAAAUACUUGUGUAUAUUCCGUUCAGUCAUCAAAUAAACGAGCUCGACUGACAGACAACGAGGACAGACUUAUGGGUGGACUGAAAUUAUGGGUAAGGAACGGAAGAACAAUAAGAAAGAAACGUUAGAAAUAGCUUAUGUUUACGCAUAUUUUUUACCCUUUUUGUGCCAUUUAGACAGUGCAUUUAAUCCAAUAUCUAGUUAUUGCUAAAAGUACGUCAUACGAUGUGGUUAUGUGUUAUUUCUACGGCCAAUUAGUUAUGAAUUAAUGUAAUGAUACGAUAAAUUUUUAAAUGUACGCCCGGUACUGAAUCUAUCGCAAUAUAAUUUGAUAUAAAAGAGUUACAUACUAACCAUGACAUAUCAACAAAAGUGUUACACAGCAUGCGAGCGAGUGAUCUGUAAUAUUAGUUUUAUUGGGUUUUACUGAAGGUUCUACGUUAAUUUAGAGACACGGUGUUAUCCCAGAGCUUCUACCUUAUUAAUCAAGUGAGUUAAUUGAUCUAUUCUCGAAAUUAUAUGCCGAUUGAGUGCAACGAGUGAAUUGUAUACCUGUUACACUAAACAUAUUGUCAAAUUGCAGCAGAGUCGUUUGUGAUGUCAGUUUCUUAUAGGUCACAUACCUGUACCUAAUAAUAAUUGAUAGAAACUCUGGGAAGGUUGGUUUGAUAUUAAAACAAUAGUGAUUUGAAGCCGUAAGAUUGGCUUUCGGACGAAAUGUGAGCUGGUAACAGUUAUUUCCGCUUGAAAUCGUGAUGUUUCGAUAAAGAUUCUAAUGCAAAGUAUAGAAUAAAUAUUUAGAUAUUGUGCCCUGUACUGUGCCCUAAGAAAUUGGGGUUCUCAUAGUCAAUAAACGAGGAAAAAUUACCAAUCUGCUAAAGUUUGCCUUACACACAAAAGUUUUGUUCGUAAUCUUAUUUGUUAGGUUUUAGUUAACGCACGAUGCAAUGUAACAAUAUUUUUGUAAUGUUUUCAUACAAAUUUAAAUCAAUCAAUAAUUUAUUUUAUGAAUUAAUUCAGCCGCAACAGCGUUAGAGUAACUGUUUCAUAUUGGGAUAGAUCCACAAAUUAUGCUGUCUAUACCAAUGUCCCAAAAUAUCUACUUACAUAAGUAAUGAAUACUUAGUAAACGUAAAACACAAACAAUAGACAAUAUGAUCAUUAAUAAUAAUUAUUUUAUAAAAAACAACAAGCUAUAUACCAAAACAAUAUAUAAAUAGAGGUAAAAUUUAGAGUACAACCUUAAGACCUAUAUUAGUAGCAUUAUAUAUAUAUAUAUAUAACUCUGAGAUCGAUUACCUACUUACAAUAAGCUGUGUUCACAUAUUAUAUCCUAGAUAAAUAUAAAACGGCACAUCGCGUGAUUUUUUUCUUUAACUCUUUUUACGUAUAAAUUAAUUACAAAAUGCUACUCAUAUAAGUCUAAAAAUAAUUGUGGAUUGCUUACAAUGAUUGGUUACGAUAGGUGGCAAUGAAUAUAUAAUAACAACGACGUUUAUUGCCAUAAUAGAAUCGAUAUAUAUCGAUGAAGGACAUUCAUAUACAAUAUGUUGCUCCUAAACUAAGUAUACUGAGUAUCUGAACAUGAAUGAAUUGAGAUGUAAUGGAAUGUUAAGUAUUAUUUCCUAUGCAUUAUCCGAUUUUAAAUUUGUUUUAUGGCUGGCCCGAAAAUUGGCGAAGAAUUAUUGUCAACAGUAUUAUUGCACAAAUCAUAGUUAUCGCACAACUUUAGGAUAAACUAUUCCGUAUAUCUAACUCAUGUUUGGAAUAGAUUUCUUAUUGAAAUCUCAUAAUUCUCCAAUAGUAAAUCACACGAGCAAUAUCAAUAAGCAGCCAUUUCCCACACACAAAUAGUUUUUAUUAAGAGCUGAGAUGCAAUUUUGCGACGACAAAGUAAACCAGAAAUGGCCAAUGGUAUCGGUUUAAACAUCAAUUUUCGGGCAAUUAAAGGCCAAAGGUACGAUUUGUAAAUAAAUAAUUUAUAGAUAUAAUUGUAAUGGGUCGAUGACCUCCCUGCUUGAGAUGUAAGUAAAUACCCUUAGCAUGUACUGCGGCGGGUGGGCAAGACGCAGGGGAUUGACUGAUCUUAACUCCUUUCAUUAGAAAUUGUCGAAGACAUACAUUACUAUUGAUAUCACAUAUAAUUAAAUACAUAGAUACUCAUUAAAAUUGUGUUUAAUUGCCAAAUUUUAGGAUUUAAAUACUUUCUUCCAUCUAUCUAUUAAAACUUCUUCAUAAUCUAAUAAUACCUAAGUAAGGAAUGACAGUGGAUCUUGUAAUGCAUGGUUCAGAUGUUGCGAGCGUGUACGGGUGAAUUUCACGAGCGUUUUGAACGCCGCCGGGGUAUAUCAUUAGUGUUUAUUAAAUUGUACCAUACACAGUAAUCAAUUUAAUUAUCCUAUUUUGUAAAUAAGUAAAGUACUGGUACAAUAUUAAUUUUAUAAUUGUUUAACUUAAAAAAAAAAGAUUCUUUAUUCAAAAAAUAAUGUAAGAAGAAAGAAGAAACGUGUAGCCUUCAGACAGUCGUGAAAUUCACCCAUACAAGACGAUCUGCUUAGUAUACUCAGUGCAACUGACACAAACCUAUAACAACAUGAGAGCUGCCAUCGAGCAGUCCGCAAAUUUGUUGUCAAUGUAAAGUAUAUAGGACACUAAAGCUCAUUUUUCAUUGAACGUAAUCUUGCCGUAGAGAGCGACGAGUUAGAGGGUGAAUUUCACAAGCGUUUGAACACGGCGUGUAGCAUUUCACAUUAUGAAUAUAGAAACCUUUUUUUUAAUAAUUAAACAUUUAUAAAAUUAACAUCGUGCCAGUACUUAAUUUAUUUAUAAAAUAGGAUAAUUAAAUUGAUUACUGUGCAUGGUACAAUUCAAUAAACACUAAUGAGAGCCCGCGGCGGAGUUGAAAACGCUCGUGAAAUUCACCCUAGAAGUGUUUUAUGACUAUCACUAGUACAUGUGAGUACUGAGAUUUGGUGUGCUGUAAAAUCGGCUUGCAACAACUAAACUGUCCAGCAUUCAGGGUUUAGACAUUACGAGCCAAACAUCCGAAUAGAGUCUGUGUAACUCGCACUGUGUAAACGUAUCUUACAAACUGAUAAAUUUUUUCACUCGCUCGUACGAGUAGCUGUCUACUGUCUGGCCAGUAGGCUCGUAAAGUUUGAAUAAUUCACCGUUUAGUUUGAGGUCACAAGCCAGCCAAGUACCAAAUAUACAGUAACUAGCACAGUGUAAUUUUAAUCUUCAGAGUUGUUUACACGCGUAUUAAAUAGCAACCGAAUUUUUUGCUUUCAAACUUUCGUUUUAAAGAAUAUCGGUGUAAUACUUAGUUAUGUACUAAAUUUAUAGUGUAAUCUAUACUAUCCCCAUCAUAAACUUAAACCAGUAACAGUAAAUAUAGGUAAUACAACAAUUUAAUAUCACAACGACAAUUUCUAUAGAAAGGAUUAGUGACAGUCUACGAAUACGCGCAAUUUCUAUAAUAUUGACUAUUAAUAAAAUGCUAGGGCACGUUUGUCGACAUUUCUAAAUUGCAAUAAAUAGAUCAAGACCUAAUAUAAAAGUAUAAAAUUGUUGUUUGUAUUGUAAUAUAUCAUUAUGUUGUCAACUAAAUACCCGAAUCAUUAACAUAUUUUUGUUAUUUAAGGAUGUUUAUUUAUGUAGAGAAUGGAUUAUUUGUCAGAGCUGCUGUGAUGUAAUGAUUUCCGUAUCUAUUCAAUUAUGUAAAUAUUUAAGUAAACUAUAUAUUAAAAAAAAAAAGAUUUUUAUCGGCAAACGUGUUUUCGUCUCCACACAGAUAUAUUUAACUAACACUUUUCAAUAAUGUGUAGCAAAUAAUAAAUUUAAAAGAGUGAAAAGGUAACAAAUUUUGUAUUUAUACAAGUGUUACAAACAAACAAAUAUAUUCUAAAUUACCUAUAGAUAUAGAUAAAUUGUAGGUUUACGGGAAUAGUAAGCAAAUCUAGGUGCAGAUGGCGAGUUAGUUCUUGGGAUGUAACAUGGAUUAAGUAAAUACUAGUACCUACUAAUUCCAUGGGAUGUACAAACCAGCCGUUGCCAUGGUGCACAAGUCAAUGUCAUCGACAUUGUAUUGAAUGCAUUACAAAAUCAUCGUUUUGGCGAACGAUGGAGCCAUGAAACUUGAAAAAAAAAAAAAAGGUUUUACGUUUGUCCAUUGAUGAGAAAAUAUUGCUAGAAUAUCGUAUGUUUUGAAACCUAUGAUUGUUGUACACAAUCCAGUUUAUUGAAAUGGAACCGAUUGGAAAAAUAGCACCAGUGCUACCCAAAAAUAUAAUUGAUGGUUGAACUCAUCUUUCACCUUACAACCGCCAUUACCAAAAAUAUUAGUUUUAAUUAUUGCUUUUAAUCUUUAGCGCUAUUCUAUUGUUACAACGACAUUUGUUUUAUUCUGUAAGAAUUAUAUAUUAACCACUAUGUUAUAACACUAUGUAAAAUUACUAAACGUCAGUAUAGACAAUAGUUCUUUAAUAGUUAACACUUUAUUUAAGAUAUCUCCAACAUAACCUCACAUGCUAGUCCUGCCCUCUAGCGUGAUAAUAUUAUAUUACAGUAAUAUUCCCUUGAGAAAUUUGAAUGAAAUACAAAUCGUUAAUAUAUUGGUACCUAGUGUGCAUAUUAUUGUGAUUUUUAUAUGUAAGAUGUGUAAUAAUCUUAAUCAGGAACUAUGUGAAGGCUUAAUAAUAAAUUGAUUUGUGGAGACGACUGGCUAAUACUUGUUGUUAACCGACCACAGACGAACUGAUAAUUAUCAUUGUCCUAUAUUGUCCAUAUUAUCCAUUUUUUGUCAUAAUAAGUAUACGAAUUUGUGUAUGUCUGUAUGAUAACUAACGCUAACUAGCAUUGUUAUACUUUAACAAUGUUAUACAUGUUCCAUGAGUUAUUAAAUGUACCUAGUUUAAUAACUCAUGGAACAAGUAUAACAUUAAAAUAUGGACAAAGUUCACAAAAAGUUAACUUUUCGGGUAACAUACUUAUUGAUGAUUGCAAGUGAUGUCGAAACAAAUUUGCUUAUUUACUUUGCUUACCUUAUUAGUAUAUAAUAAAGUUAUUUACUUACAACUUCACAUAACGAUGGUGAUACAGACACUUAAUGAACUAUCAAAUUAAUUUUGUCUCACAUUACAAAAACAAUUCCGGCAAACACGAUAUCUUUUCGUCUAUGAUCGGUUUUAUUUACAGAAAGGCGAAGCCGUGUGGACACGUGCAAGGCACGAACUUACCUUGUGAUGGAGACCGAAAGAAUAUUUGUUGGUGCCUCUAUGAGAUUUUUUUAGCGAUGGUUUGAUUUGUGAGCUGGCUGAGGUUCAUUCAUGGACAUAGGUACAAUUGGCUGAAGGUUAAGUGCUCGCGCUCACUGCGAUUAUUUGACGCGCGAUUGUUUCAUCGCGGUAAUUUAAUUAUUUAAUUAAUUUAAAAUUAAUUCAAUAAUUAAAAAUUAAUUAAUUAAUAUGCCUUUAUAUGAGAUUGCGCAUAUGCCACAAAAAUUAGUACCAGAGGCGCGUUUACAAUCGCGGUGCUCGACAGAAAAUCGCAGUGCGCGCACUGUUAAAGUUCAUACACUAUUCUAUUACGGCUCGCCUUAUGUAACGUAUGCAUAGCAAAUCUUGCAUAUACAGAUGGGUAUAGACGUCGUCUAAUAACGAAAUACGAAUAUAUUAUUUUAUUCGCAUAAUUGACAAUAUACACAGAAUAUGUCGGCUAGAGAUUGCGCGAUGUUCGACCUGUUUGUCUGUACGUUGUCGGUCACGUAGCGUUGGAUGCACGGACGGACAGAUAUAUUGGGAAUACCCAAAUCGCUAGUGGAAAAUACCAUAAUAAUUCUCUAAGCACUCAGAAGUACCGCAACUCAGAUAUAGGUACGUUUUCGUUUCAAAACAUGCGGACGGUCUGUACUUGUACAAACGACUUGUAAAAUUUUAUUGGAACUACUUGUUAUAAAAACGUAAA
Plodia interpunctella (Indianmeal moth) is the source of this 10133-nucleotide messenger RNA. It is a transcript of the gene Glut1, whose product is annotated as Glucose transporter 1. Gene Ontology annotation, molecular function: hexose transmembrane transporter activity. Gene Ontology annotation, cellular component: membrane. Gene Ontology annotation, biological process: monosaccharide transmembrane transport. The transcript has 17 exons. The record is from RefSeq and is a predicted model, not a curated record. The coding region runs from base 324 to 2471 and encodes 715 amino acids. NCBI's taxonomy places the organism in Eukaryota, Metazoa, Arthropoda, Insecta, Lepidoptera, Pyralidae.